Molecule: messenger RNA, 1104 nt
Organism: Aspergillus ochraceoroseus IBT 24754
Lineage: Eukaryota; Fungi; Ascomycota; Eurotiomycetes; Eurotiales; Aspergillaceae
Product: ATP-dependent (S)-NAD(P)H-hydrate dehydratase
Exons: 6
Coding region: 1-1104 (367 amino acids)
Biological process (GO): metabolite repair
Molecular function (GO): ATP-dependent NAD(P)H-hydrate dehydratase activity
Source: RefSeq, a predicted model, not a curated record
AUGGAGCGAGUGCACCCCGUGUCAGUGCCUUCAAAGGUGCUAUUCAAGAAGGUGCGCAGGAUUGUGCCGCCUAUGCUUGAGAGAUUCCACAAAGGACAGCUAGGUCGGGUUGCUGUUAUUGGGGGAUGCGCCGACUACACAGGUGCACCAUACUUCUCAUCAAUGGCCUCAGCAAGACUCGGAUGCGAUAUGAGCCAUGUCAUCUGCGAGAGUUCUGCUGCUACCGUUAUCAAGUCUUACUCCCCGAAUCUUAUGGUCCACCCUCUCCUACCCAGCAGUAACUCAGUCUCAGACCCGAACUCAAUAGAUGCGCCUGCUCUGGCUAGCCCAAUUAUCGCCAUGCUUUCUCGUCUUCAUACAAUAGUAAUCGGACCGGGAUUAGGUCGUGAUGGAGUCACCCUGAAGGUGGUCACAGAGGUAAUGAAAGAAGCACGCUCUCGCUCAAUACCUUUCAUCUUGGAUGCAGAUGGGUUGCUAUUAGUUACGGAGGACCCGGAUCUCGUGAAGGGAUACAAGGAGUGUAUUUUAACUCCCAAUGUCAACGAGUUCGGUCGCUUGGCAAAGGCACUAGGGAUCGACGUUCCGAGUCAGACUCAGCUUGCAAUCGCACAGGAUGGGGACAAGAUCAGCCAAGAAACAGAAGCAUGCGAAAAACUCUCAAAAGCACUUGGUGGGGUCACUAUCAUCCAAAAGGGGAGACAUGAUGUGAUUUCCAAUGGGGUGACUAGCAUCAUUUCCGAUACCCCGGGAGGGCUGAAGCGUAGUGGUGGCCAGGGAGACACUCUCACUGGCGCACUGGGCACGCUGAUGGCCUGGAGGGUAGCUUACCACAAUGGCUUAUGGGAUUCAGGUGAACAAGAUCACUCGAAGGAGGCGCAGACCAAGGAAGAAGUCCAGGCUGAGCUGGAAUCGGAGAUGAAAAUGUCACCAACCACGACCCUGCUUCUUGUCGCGUGGGCUGGCAGUGCGAUUACCAGAGAGUGUUCCCGACGUGCUUUCAACGCCAAGGGACGGAGCAUGCAAGCGAGUGAUCUUACUGAUGAAGUACACGAGAGUUUCCUGACGCUUAUUGGCGAGCCUGAAGGAUCCAAGGUGCAUCUAUAG